This is a messenger RNA of Aspergillus sclerotioniger CBS 115572, 1846 nucleotides long. Its product is annotated as cytochrome P450. Gene Ontology annotation, molecular function: oxidoreductase activity, acting on paired donors, with incorporation or reduction of molecular oxygen; heme binding; iron ion binding. The transcript has 5 exons. The record is from RefSeq and is a predicted model, not a curated record. NCBI's taxonomy places the organism in Eukaryota, Fungi, Ascomycota, Eurotiomycetes, Eurotiales, Aspergillaceae. Bases 89 to 1636 code for a protein of 515 amino acids.
GGAAGAUGGGCGUGUGCUUAAGAGCUCCGGGCCUCUCUUCAAUUUCCGUUCGGUCUUCUCGUCGCCUGCUUGCUUGUUAACCGCAACAAUGGGCAUCGGCGAAGACCUUCUGGCCAAGGUCACGGUGACCAACGUGAUCUUAGGUCUGCUGGCCUAUGUCAUCCUUCAAUUCGUGCGCCAGAUCGUCCAUUACCACUUUUUCCAUCCGUUAUCCAAAUUCCCAGGGCCGUUCUGGGGCGGGGUGACCCGACUCUGGAUCGCAUGGCAUAACUUGCGAUCGACCGAAUUACAGACGGUCUAUGAUCUGACGAAAAAAUAUGGCCCCGUAGUACGAAUCACACCCACCCUUCUGCUGGUCAGCGAUCCCAAGAAGCUUCCGGAUAUCUACCAUCGCAAUGCCGACAAAACAGGUCACUAUAUUACCGGGUCCUUUGGCGAAACCGAGUCAUUAUUUAAUAUGCGCUCGCACAAGACGCACGCGGCGUUUCGAAAGCACGUCGCGGGUCCGUACAGUUUCACCAGCAUCAAGAGAAUGGAACCGUUGCUUGACGCCCACAUUGAUCAUUGGCUGCAGAAGAUUGACGAAAGGUACGCCCGCACGGGGGCCGCCUUCGACUUCUCAUGGUGGGCCGUCUACAUGGCAUACGACAUCAUCAGCGAGGUUGGCUUUGGAGCGCCCUUCGGCUUUGUCGAGCAGGGACAAGAUGUUGGUGGGCUGGUCCAAGGAUUCCAUGAUGGACUGCCGGCGUUUGGGUUCCUGGCGCGCCUCCAUCCCUUCACCAGCUGGAUGAAGACGACCUUCAUGAAAAAGUACCUGGUUGCGACUCCCGAAGACGACUCGGGCAUUGGCGUCCUCAUGCGCUUCCGCGACCGACUCAUCGACCAACGGUUGCGUGACAUUGAGCAGAAAAAGGAUAUCGGCCGUGUCGAUCUGCUACAGACCUUCCUGGAGGCCCGGACUGAGGAGGGUAAGCCCCUGGACAUGGAGUAUAUCCGGGCGGAGGUUCUACUUGUCUUGCUGGCGGGGGCCGAUACGACAGGCACAGUCUUCCAGGCCCUGGUGCACAAUCUCCUGACACACCCAGAGGUAUAUGAAAGGAUGAUAGCAGAGAUCGACGAUGCUGCCCAAAAGGGCCUUAUCAGCACCAUGCCUCAGUACAACGAAAUCGUCGAUCACCUGCCCUACUAUGUUGCGUGUGUGCGCGAGACUCUGCGCACCAACCCGCCUGCUCCAAAUAUCUUCCCUCGGUAUGUGUCGGAACCCGGCAUCGAACUGUACGGUCAGUUCGCGCCCGCAGGAACUGAAAUCUCCGCCAAUCCGUGGAUUGUCCAGCGGGAUCCGGGGGUUUUCGGAGAUGAUGCGAACGAGUUCUGUCCUGAAAGAUGGUUGGAUCCAGAGCGGGCAAAGGUGUUGAACAAGUAUAUCUUCACCUUCGGGUACGGGACCCGGGUGUGUUUAGGCAAGGAUAUCGCCAUGAUGGAGCUAUUCAAGGGCCCCUUGCAGCUCUUCCGCCAUUACAAGCUUCAAGUUGUCCCAGACAAGCCCUCCGCCCGGUUCGUGAUCAAGGGAGGCGUUGGUUUCUGGCGGGAUAUGUGGAUGACAAUCAAGAAGCGGCCGGCAGCAGAGGCGAUCUAAUUGGCAACUAUGCAGUCAGUCUAUAGACUGUCUCUUUCCUCUGAGGGGGAACCUAUUGUACUCGAUCAAGGUCAUGAGCAUCAAUUUUGUAGUCACCCAGUCGUAGGCCGCCGUUGCACCAGGCUCCGCGUCUGGUCUUGUCGAGGCAGUGACAGCGUCCAAGGCCUUGGAAGAGGAAUUGGCAUCCCGGCCUGGGUCCCUUCGCCUGAG